AUGAUUGAGAAUCUGAAGCAAGCGCUUGAAAGAAUAGCUGAGCUUGAAAGAAAGAUUGAAAGCCAAGAGAUAGUGAUCAGUGCACUUGUUGCUGAAGUAAAAAAAGUCAAAGAAACAGAAGAUUCUAGUAAACAGCAGGAGCGUUCAGAAUGCAAAAAUAUUAUUUCAGAAUGCUUGGAAAAAAAUGAGUACUACUGCGAAAGCAAAGCUGAAAAUGAGUACAUAAAGAAAAUGGACGAUAGGAAUGUGUCUUUUGAGGAAGAUGUUGAAGGCAUAUUCAAAUCAAAAAAAGCACAAAAACCUUUUAAAGAAGCAUUUACGGUUGAUUCAUUCAUAGCAUAUUGCAGAGAUAUGCAUUCUUUUGGAUUGAUUAGUAGAUCAGAUGGGAAGUCAAAGAAAAUGUUUCGCUGCUGCAUCAAGCAGUAUGUUGAAAAGGUUACUAGACAUCUGAUGGUGAACCUAAACGUGUAUGAUCUGAACACUCUAUGUUCGGCAUUUAAUCUUCUUUGCGCAGAGAUGGAAUACAACCACAAGCUUGUUAUUGCACAUGAUAUCAUUUUGCUGGUUGACGAUUUUUCAAGGAUGCCUUUUAUUGUUUCUGCGGUGUUUAACAACCAAGGGAUUCAUAGCGAUGUACUUGGAGAAACGGUGUCGAACAUUGUGAUGCAUCAAUGUGACAUUGAUAGUGAGAUGUAUUCAGACAGUCCGAAUCUCGUCAGAUACUAUGCCAGGAUAUCUGCAAAUUUCGGCAAUCAUACAGAUGUAAAGCCUCUAGGAGAUAUAUGUAGCGAUUUGAUUGGUGAUAUACAUGCAUUUGAAGAUGGCGAGAUCAAUGAAGCGAUAUUUCCGCGGAUGUAUUCUAUUAGAGCUUUGUGUCACUAUAUGGACUGGGAUUACUCUUACAAUGAGUUUGUGUGUGGAGUAUUAUAUCCCAGGCUAGUGGAGAGGCAGGAGGCAUUAUGUGCUGUUUAUAUGUUUUCAGUGGUGUUUAAUGCAUUAAGGGUAUUCGGAGAAGUUGAAAGCGUGAAGAUGUCGCUCGAGAAAUUGAAGGGGAUGAUACAUGAUGACUCUGAGCUUUCUGCAGUUUGUUAUAUGUUUGUUAAGCAAAUUGAUCCUGACUGUGCGGAGCAGUGGUUUAGAAUGCAUGGAGAUAGAGUAAAAAGCGUAAGUGCCAAGUAUUUAAAGGAUGUACUGAUAUAUUGA
Molecule: messenger RNA, 1203 nt
Organism: Ordospora colligata OC4
Lineage: Eukaryota; Fungi; Microsporidia; Ordosporidae
Exons: 1
Coding region: 1-1203 (400 amino acids)
Source: RefSeq, a predicted model, not a curated record